Molecule: messenger RNA, 3544 nt
Organism: Oenanthe melanoleuca
Lineage: Eukaryota; Metazoa; Chordata; Aves; Passeriformes; Muscicapidae
Product: lipase member M-like
Exons: 10
Coding region: 332-1549 (405 amino acids)
Molecular function (GO): hydrolase activity, acting on ester bonds
Source: RefSeq, a predicted model, not a curated record
GCUUUGCCACUCUACAGAGGCUGGUAUUCUCCUUAAAAAUCCAGCAAUCUGUGAUAGUAGAAGAGCCUUGCUAUAGCUGUGGUGGCUAAGGAGCUCAAAAGAAUGAGGUUUGGGAAUAAAAGGAGUCACCCCUCUGCUGCUGCACCAGGGAGAAGCUGAAGUGAUAGCAGAAGGAAUGAGCAGUGGGAAAGGAACAGAGGCUUAUUGUCAAGUUGCUGCUUGAUUGGGGAAGAAAACAGUGCAUGACCAUCCUUUCACUGCCAGCACUGCUUCCAAACAGCCAGGAAUUGAGUUUUCAUUCUUCUGCAGCCACAGCUGCUCAGCCAAACACAUGACUUUGGGCACAAGGGAGAAGAUAUGGCUGUUGGUUGCUGUGACAUAUUUGUUUCAGGGAGUUACUUAUUCAGAAGAACUGAGGAGAAGGAAGAAAGCUUUGGAUCCUGAAGCCUUUAUGAGUAUUAAUGAUCUCAUUACUUACAAAGGGUACCCCAGUGAGGAGUAUGAAGUGGUGACAGAAGAUGGUUAUAUUAUUACCCUUAACAGAAUUCCUUAUGGUACUCAGAAUCAAGGAAGCCCAGCUUCAAGACCUGCUGUGUUUCUCCAGCAUGGAUUAUUGGGAGAUGCUGGUAACUGGGUCACAAACCAGCCCAACAACAGCUUGGGCUUCCUGCUAGCUGAUGCUGGAUUUGAUGUUUGGAUGGGAAAUAGCAGAGGGAAUCGCUGGUCAAGAAAACAUCAAAAGUAUUCUGUUGAUCAAGAUGAAUUCUGGGCUUUCAGUUUUGAUGAGAUGGCAAAGUUUGAUCUUCCAGCGGCAAUAAAUUUCAUUUUGGAGAAAACAGGACAGGAAAAUUUGUACUAUAUUGGCUAUUCACAAGGUACUACCAUUGCUUUUAUUGCAUUUUCAACAAUGCCAGAGCUGGCUCAAAAAAUCAAACUCUACUUUGCAUUGGCACCUGUCACUGCUAUUAAGUAUGCUAAAAGCCCAGCAACAAAACUCCUCUACCUGCCUGAAAAAGUGCUCAGGGGUAUGCUUGGCAACAGGGAAUUCCUUCCCCAGACUGAGUGUCUGACAAGGAUUAUAGCCCCUGUCUGCAGCCACCGAGCUUUUGCCAGGCUUUGUAGGAGUGUCUUCUUCAAUCUGGGUGGCUGCAACCUGAAAAACAUUGAUGUGAACCGAAUCAACGUGUAUAUUGCCCAAACCUCUGCUGGAACUUCUGUGCAGAACAUAGUCCACUGGAGUCAGGAGGCCCGCUCAGGGAAGUUCCAAGCUUAUGACUGGGGCAGUUCAAAGAAGAACAUGGAAAAAUACCAACAGACUACUCCUCCUCUCUACAACGUGGAAGGGAUGACUGUCCCCACUGCAGUAUGGACUGGGGGACAGGACCAGCUCGCAGACCCCAAGGAUGCAGCCAUUUUAUUGUCCAAAAUUAAGAAGCUUAUCUAUCACAAGAAGAUUCCUGAAUGGGCACACCUGGAUUUCAUCUGGGGAUUGGAUGCACCUUUGCAUGUGUACAGUGAAAUCAUUGACCUGAUGCAGAAAUAUCCUUAAUCACAACCAGAAGCCUUACCUGACUUGUUCAUCAGCACUUAGAUUCACUGGGUACAAAAACCCUCUUCUGCUGGAUCCAGAGUCAGGGAAAGGGUUCCUCCUGCACACUACAUGUCACUCCAAUGCCUUUUGCAUCCUGACAGUGCAGUUCAUGUUUUCUGACAGCCUUGUGGAUCUGUAAUAUUUUUUCAAUUGAUACAUCUUCAAUUCUGCAAUAACUCCACUUUGCUAACAGAAGACAGGGUUUGCUUCCAGCCUACUCUCUUCUCUAGACUAUAACAGUAAUGAAAGCACUUCCUUUCUCUGGAUACAUUCUGUGAUCUCUAGAUGUUCAUCAUUCUUCAUAUUAUUGCUCAGUUUAUUGGGCUGGCAGUUAUUUAAAGGCAUAGUGUAAUCAAAAUCUUAUUCUAACAGUUGUGGUAUUGUAUAAUUUUAUUAUUAAACAGAUUGUUAAACAAGAAAGUGAGUUCAUACAAAAAAAGCCUCUCUUCUGAAAAGAAGAGGGUUUGUCUUUGUUUGAAGCAGGAAUGCUCCCUGUUUUCAUGGGGGAGACCAAGGGACACAGGGUAGACCCAAUAGAAAACAGUAGCCAGUACCAGCAGGUUCAAGCAUGCACCUGGAAGCUGGGAAACUUGGCUUCAAGACCCUCCCUGAGAAAGGUAAAUCCUUGCUGAUUCAAUAUUAAUCCUUUUGGCAAUGGCAGCACUUCCAUGGAACCAUUUACUUCAAAGUUACGCCCUGAACCCAGCAGAAACUUCACACCUCCUGCUGUUUCACAUAAAAGCUACUGGCCAUCACAGAGCUGAGAUGAUCUAACCUUUGUCAAGGUUUUGAGCAGCUCUUUGGAGUUUAAAAUGAAAAUUACCCAAGCAUUGCUAGAAAGAAUCCAUUAUCUUCAUCCCAUGUAAAUUCAGAGCACUUUGACCACUACUGGAAAGACCUGCUUUCAAGACAAUGCUAAAGAAUUAUUCAUCCUAUUAAUUUCCUGAGGGAAUUAUGACUCUACCAGUCUUGUUUUAAAUAGGUAGUUACUGCACAAAACCACUCAGUUGAAGGGUAACCUCUGUGGUUUUUAGGUUACAGCCAUUAUAGGUCACCAUUCCUCCAAAGCAAAAUGCCAUUAGCUUCACUGUGAAAAGAAACACUGUGCAUUAGGGGUUUCCUUUCAGCCUGACACUCUCAUUCUCCUUUUCCAUGAGAAGUUAAUGUGGGCCAAGUGUGGGAUGCUAGCCAGCACAGUGCAGCUGUUGCACUGGGACAGUUCACUGGUGACACUGUGAGACCAAAGGACCAGAGUCUCACUCUGAGCAAUGGUUCAUUAGCCAAACAAGUUAACCAUGGCUGUUACCACUUCUGCACCUUUCCCUUCCCAGAGAAACAGCAGCCCAUUUUCAUCUCCUGAGCCCACUGCUGAAGGCUGUCCUGUUUCCUUCUGUUUCCCAAAUGUAACUAAAGUUUGAUCCAAAGAAAACAUUUCCCCUCCAGACAAGGACAUUCCUUCCAUCAAAUACAAAUUCCUGGAGACAAAUACCCUUCAGAGAGUCAAUCUUUCAACUAACUCACCGCUUGCAGGGAAAAUGUGCAAGGACAUGAGACCUACUUUUUAAGUUUUCAAUAGUUUCCAUGCUAAAUGCAACAGCAUCAUACCUGAAAGUAGGCAGAGCAUUCCAUAAAGUCACCUGGAAAAGAGAUUGCAAUUGUGCAGCUAUCUUGCAACUUGGGACACCAUAGAGGAGGUGGGGAAUUGAAUUUUCUGGAAAAGCAGGAAAAGCAGGUUGAGCAAACAGCACUGGACACAUCAUGGGGACUGUUGAUCCCACCUUGGGACAUGAGAAGGUGUGAGACAUUAUGUUGCAAAAGUUUGAUGAUAGUUAUUGUCACUUACAGAUAUCAGAGAAGUCAAGUUAUGAUGCUUUUCACUGAGAAAUUAUCAGACUGCCUUUCUCACUGUGCCAAGCAAUGUUCUUUUAUGUAAAGCAGAACUGUUGCUGUGCU